AUGCUUUCGACGAUAUUCAUCCUCGCGGCCGGCGCUGUACUAGCAGAAGCCCAGGCCGGGAUCAACGGAUCCUUCCCUCAUGCCUACCCUGGACAACCGGAGGGAGAUUACAGUCCUCGAUGGCAGAAAUACUUCGAAGUGACGAAACCAUUGCCGAACGUUACGUUCCCCGUUGCCCGCAGCUUUGCAGGAAACAUUCGGGUCAAUCGACCCCAUCAUCCUAACGACACACUCUUCUACUGGGGCUUUGAGCAUUCACACGGCUCUUUGACAGCAGGAUCUGGUCAGAAUGCCCAUGCUCCUUGGGCUAUCUGGCUGAACGGGGGUCCGGGAUCAUCGAGCAUGCCAGGCUUGACCCUCGAGAAUGGCCCGAUCCACAUCAACCCGGAUUACUCGGUCACUCAUAAUCCUUAUGCAUGGACUGCUUUCGCGGAUUAUUUCUGGAUAGAUCAGCCUGUUGGCGUCGGGUUUUCCACCUCGGAUGCCGAAAGCUAUGUCACGGAUGAAGACCAAAUGGCUACUGACUUCUUCGGUUUUCUCGAGAACCUGGUGAAGGUCUUCCCUAGCUUAAGGACACGUCCAUUAUAUCUCACCGGCGAGAGUUAUGCUGGUACUUACAUACCAUACAUCACGAAGCAUUACUUCGGGUUGAAGAAUCCUCCGGUAAGGCUUGCCAGGAUAGCCAUGGGGGACGGAUCGUAUGCAGACCAGUCGAUUGUCACGUUGCUCCCGGUGGUGCAAAUAAUCGAGACAUACCCUCAGAUUAUUGGCUACAAUUCUACCGUGUUCGAAUACUUCCGCGAGCAGGAGCAUCUAUGCGGAUAUGACUUGAAUUUGACGUACCCCCAAACCAAACCCCUACCGCCGGUGUCGUUCGCGGGCUCGCCGUCGGACGAUGGGAGCAAACAGCACUUGAAGUUCCUCUCGAAGAAGCCAACACGGUUCGAUCUGGCUAAGCGACUGGCCGACGGGCAUGCCCUCAGGAAGCGCGAUGACGCGAGUGCGAAUAGCUUACGGUCGUUUGACCCUCAUAGCCCUCUUGAUCCUUUUUAUGGAUGCGACAUUUACGACGAGGUUAUGGACUACGCUCUUAACUUCACUUUCCCUUGGAACCUUACUCAGGGCUUCGAUGUCUACGAUAUACCUGACGCUCUCAAUCCGGAGGUACCCAUGGAUCCAUCGGUCUUCUUCAAUGAUCCUAAGACCGUAGCUGCGCUGCACGCUCCCACAAGCAAGGAAUGGACCUUCUUCUUCUCCGGCAAUGUCGGGUAUCCCUUUGGCGGAAAUUUCGUAGACCCCGAAGAUCCUAGCCCAUCACCCGAACCUGCGUUUUUCUCCGAGCUCGCUACCAAUGCUUCGUUGCAUCACGUCAGCAUCGUCUUCUAUUCUGGGAACGACGACUCGUUAGUACCGCACAGGGGUACUGAAGUUGUGAUCCAGAACACCACUUUCGGCGGUAUCAGAGGGUUCACACGUCGACCGUCGACGCCGUGGACACUGGACAACGGCACUUUCGGAGGGAUUGUCCAUCAGGAACGCAAUUGGACCUAUGUUUUAAUCAACAACGCAGGGCACGUAGUCCCCUACACCAACCCUAUUUCUGCAUUCACGAUGGCACGGAACUGGAUAUUCGGCAACAACCAGACCGGCCUUGUCGUCGGUUCCAAGGUCAUCGGAGGCGAAAACGCUUCCGAGCUGUCGGGCGAUAUCCUUCCUGGCAACGAAGCCAUCUUUUACGGCAGUUUGAGCACGCAGUCGUCAUACGUCUUCCCAACGGCGACGAUCAACUCGUGGAGCAGCUUCAUUCAUACCGCCACGGCCACGGCCACGCCGUGA
Molecule: messenger RNA, 1836 nt
Organism: Punctularia strigosozonata HHB-11173 SS5
Lineage: Eukaryota; Fungi; Basidiomycota; Agaricomycetes; Corticiales; Punctulariaceae
Product: alpha/beta-hydrolase
Exons: 22
Coding region: 1-1836 (611 amino acids)
Biological process (GO): proteolysis
Molecular function (GO): serine-type carboxypeptidase activity
Source: RefSeq, a predicted model, not a curated record